AGUGAAUCGUAUAUAUUGUCGAAUACAUUUACUGCUGAAAAAUGAAAAAGCCAAUAUCCGUAAUUUUUUUACUUGUGUUUUUAUUGAGUAGCUGUGUUUUUGGCAAUCAAACAUUUUCUACUGGUAAUAACGUUUCUGAUACUUGUCAAACACCUGUUUGUCAUAAUGUUGCUUCACGACUCUUGCAUGACAUGGAUCCAAGUGUUAAUCCUUGCGAUGACUUUUAUAAAUUUACCUGUGGAGGUUAUUUAAAUUCUACUUUAUUAAUUAACAAUCUGCAUCACACAAGUAAAUCUACUGAAUUAAAAACAAGUCUUGCCAGAACUUUAUACAAUACAUGUAAAAAUAAAAAAGGUACUAUAUGGAAAUUUAUGAAGGCUAUUGAACACUGGCCUGUCCUCAAAGGAUCUAAAUGGAAUGAAAGUACAUUUGAUUUUCGUAAAAGCAUGUUUAAAGUUGGUAAUACAACACAAUGGAAAAAUUAUUUAUUUCGGCUUUAUUACACUUAUGGUCGUUCGAUCGCUGUGGAGCCAUAUCCAACUGGAUUAAGUCCAGAAGAUUUAGUUCAAGGUCUCAAUAAUACUAAAGUAAAUGAAUACUACAAUAGCAUGAUAAAUUUAGCAAAAAAAAAUAAUGUUUCGAUACAUAAUACUAAUUACGAAGAUGAUUUAAAAAAAAUUCUUGAUUUUGAAAUUGAACUAGCUCGUGCCAGACUUUUGCCAUUACAAAAUUUAAACUCAACUUCUAAUGAAGUUCGAAUGACACUUGUAAUUUCAUAUAUAGUGCUUCAGAGUGAUUUUUUUGAUAUUGAACAACCAAAUUACAUGAACUAUGGUGCUUUGGGAACUACAAUAGGCCACGAAAUGACACAUGGUCUUGAUAUUAAGGGAAUAAAUUAUGAUGCAAACGGUCGUUGGAAUGAUUCACAGUGGACAUCAUUUUCAAAAAAUAAUUUUCAUAACAAAUCCAAAUGCAUCAUUGAACAAUAUAACAACUUUACAGUACCAGAAGUUGGAUUAAAUGUAAAUGGAACUAUUACUCAAGGUGAAACCGUUGCAGAUAACAGUGGAAUAAAAGCUGCUUAUCGAGCUUAUAAAGAGUUAUUAAAUAAUGAUAAAAAACUUCCUGGUUUGGAGUACACUCCAGAACAACUAUUUUGGAUAAGUUUUGCAAAUUCUCGGUGUGAAAUAAAUUCAAAUGAAUUGUUAAGAAAUAAAUACCUUUCUGAUGUACAUCCACCAAUUAAAUUUCGAGUAAUUGGUGCAUUAUCAAAUAUGCCAGAGUUUGCAAAAGAUUUCAACUGUCCAUCUGGAUCCAACAUGAAUCCAACUAAAAAAUGUUCUGUUUGGUAA
Messenger RNA from Aphidius gifuensis, 1352 nucleotides. RefSeq names its product neprilysin-2-like. Gene Ontology annotation, molecular function: metalloendopeptidase activity. NCBI's taxonomy places the organism in Eukaryota, Metazoa, Arthropoda, Insecta, Hymenoptera, Braconidae. The coding region runs from base 42 to 1352 and encodes 436 amino acids. Gene Ontology annotation, biological process: protein processing. The record is from RefSeq and is a predicted model, not a curated record. Gene Ontology annotation, cellular component: plasma membrane. The transcript has 6 exons.